AUGGCGCCGAAGAAGAGGAAGUCUCAAGCGCAGAGCCAAGCCGACGCCCGCGCGGUACGGGCCGCACAGAAGGCCGCAGAGGCAUCGCCUACUCUGGAGGAUUUCGCUUUCCUCGAGAGAAGCGAAUCCGACAGCGCCGUCCCGGCUGGUCUGUACAGGACUGCCUCAACGGACCCGUGCCGUGCAAGACGGCCUGUGCAAGCUGAGGGUGAAACGCAGCUGGUGCCGCCAGGGAGCUUUCCGAACCCUUACCUGGCCAUCGACUUCAAUGACAAGCAGGGCAUCUGGCAGGAGGAGACCGCCUUAAAGAAGGCGCUUGACGAGGAUCCUCCCACGUCUUGCCGUUUGAAGAGCGAGGGCAACUGGCUUCCGGCCGGUUUGAGGAAUCUCGGUGCCACCUGUUAUCUCAACAGCCUGCUUCAGUACCUGUUCUUCAAUCUGGAUUUCCGAUACUGCUUGCUGAGGACGACCUGCAAAAGCCAAGUAGUUGCUGCAUUGCAGCGAGUGUUCGCCUUGCUGGCGGAAGGCGAGUCGCGAGUCGUGGACCCCAAGGAUUUCGUCACGGCUGCACGUGUGGAUGCCCUGGAGCAGGCGGACGCCACAGAAUUUAGCGCGCUGCUGCUCGACUGGCUUCAACGAGAGCUCGCUGACGGCAGUGGUGGCGACUUCAUCCCGACUCUCUUCGAGGGGGAAGCUUCCACGAUCGUACAGUGCAGUCAGGACCCCAGCCACACGUCCGAGAAGCGAGAGAGCUUCAUGGAGCUUCGGGCUGGGCUCUCUCCGGUCGCCAUGGCCCUGGAGGCGCGCGAGGCGCAGGAGGCGGCGGCAAGCGGCCGCAAGUCGAACGCGAAGGCGAAGACCAAGAAGGCUUCCACGGCUGACCAAACAGGACUUGCGAAUGCACUGCAAGUCACCUUCCGCAUUUAG
Molecule: messenger RNA, 927 nt
Organism: Symbiodinium sp. CCMP2592
Lineage: Eukaryota; Dinophyceae; Suessiales; Symbiodiniaceae
Source: the annotation of a GenBank genome assembly